Leptopilina heterotoma is the source of this 1710-nucleotide messenger RNA. RefSeq names its product twinfilin (gene twf). Gene Ontology annotation, biological process: regulation of lamellipodium assembly; positive regulation of neuron projection development; barbed-end actin filament capping. Bases 103 to 993 code for a protein of 296 amino acids. NCBI's taxonomy places the organism in Eukaryota, Metazoa, Arthropoda, Insecta, Hymenoptera, Figitidae. The record is from RefSeq and is a predicted model, not a curated record. Gene Ontology annotation, cellular component: myofibril; actin filament; cytoplasm. Gene Ontology annotation, molecular function: actin filament binding; actin monomer binding. The transcript is spliced from 5 exons.
UGGUUGCGGGGUGGGUAUUUGCGUAGGUAGAUCAUUUUGUGAAGUCUCGGAAAAGUUUUUAAUUUUUAUUGUCUUACGUUAAGAAAAAAAAUCCAAGGAACAAUGUCUCAUCAAACAGGAAUCAAGGCGAACGACGGUUUAAAGAAAAUUUUCGCAAAAUGCAGAGAUGGAAAAAUAAGAGUAUUAAAAGUUUCGAUUGAAAAUGAGGAAUUAUCUUCUUCGUCAUCAUCGAAACCAGUGGGCAAAUGGCAAGAUGAUUACGAUAAAAUGAUAAAACCAUUAAUCGAGGAGAAUCAACCAGCUUAUAUUCUCUAUCGUCUCGAUACAAAAUCAGAUUCCGGCUAUGAUUGGCUUUUCAUUUCCUGGUCACCGGAUACUGCGCCAAUUCGACAGAAAAUGCUUUACGCCUCGACAAAGGCAACGCUUAAACAAGAAUUUGGCACCGCAUCGAUUAAAGAGGAAUUGCACGGCACUGUACCGGAAGAUAUUAAUUUAGAUGGAUAUCAUAAGCACAAAAGAAAUGACGCUGCCCCUGUACCAUUAACAACUGCCGAGGAAGAAUUAGCUGAAUUGAAAAAAACAACAGUCCACACGGAUUACAGUGUUGAAACGAGACAUCAAACAUUGAGCGGUGUCGCUUUCCCCGUGACAGACGAGGCGAAACAAGCAAUUACCGAUUUAGGAAAAGGAAUUCAUGAUUACAUUCAAUUGAAAAUUGACAUUGAUGAAGAAAAAAUUCACCUUGUCACAGCUGGUGAUGUUUCUCUAGAUAAACUACCGACUAAAGUCCCUUCGGAUUCUGCGAGAUAUCAUCUCUUUAGUUUCAAGCAUACUCACGAAGGAGAUUAUAUGGAAUGCAUAGUAUUCAUAUACAGUAUGCCGGGGUAUAAAUGCAGUAUUAAGGAGAGAAUGCUCUACUCAUCAUGCAAGGCUCCACUUCUCGAUCUUAUUCAAUCGUUAGGCGUAAUCAUAGCCAAAAAACAUGUAAGUUGACAAAGGAAAUGAAUUCUUCCAGAAAAAGGUGAGGAUUUAACUGCUUUGAAAAGCUAAAGAAAAUUGAAGGGAAAUUAAAAGAAAACUAAAAGAAAACUUUAAAAAAAAGAGAUUCAAAGAAGGAAAUAUCCUAAAAACUUGAAAAUACAGAACCUUCUUCUCGUUAACGUUUCAAUGACAAACAUAGUUUAUUGCUUUGAUUAAAUUUUAUUCAAAUUCUUUCAUUACCGUCUUGUGACUCGGAAAGUUCUAUAAAAUAUUAUCAAGUUUUUUUUAUUAUUAAAAACCAAGAUUAGCUUUCAUUUUGAAAAUUUCCUAGCAACUUCUUCAAGAAAUAUAUAUUUAAUUAACGAAGUGAUAUAAAUGCUUAUGUAGACAAACAGAAUAGAUUAAAAAAAAAACAAUAUUUUUCUAAAUUCUACGAAGUAAAAUUUCCAUCUAACUUUGAGACGAUAAUAUCUAACAAUUGUAACGCGUCUGUGGUAAAAAAAACAAACAAACAAAAUAAUUCCAUAUUUUAAGAAACUAGUAAACACUAGUAGAACAAGAGUCAGUUUUAUUUUAUCUUUGAGAUUAAGCUCGUGAAUUUUUUUUUUUUUUACUAUUUUUCCUCCGUGACGAAUGGAAGUCGAGUCUUGAGAAUUAAGUCUACUUAGAUUUAUUAGCUGAAACCGCUUGCAUAUUAAUAAAUAUUAAUUAUUAAUUACUUGAUAUUAA